Molecule: messenger RNA, 268 nt
Organism: Geodia barretti
Lineage: Eukaryota; Metazoa; Porifera; Demospongiae; Tetractinellida; Geodiidae
Source: the annotation of a GenBank genome assembly
UGCGUAAUGAGCUCUCGGAUAUCACAGUUCCCUAUUGGCGGCUCCUGUUUCUUGUGCUGGGCCAGCGGCAAGCCCACGAAGAGAGCGUGCAGUAUAUGCAGCGGGUCCUGGUGCGAAACAAGUAUCACCACUUUCCCGGCAAACUCUUGGUUCACUGAUUUCACAACGGCGCUCAUCCUUGCAGCAAUGAUCGAAGAGGUUUGGAGUCAUACUUUCGCUGACAUGCAAUAGGUCCAUGUCACCCAUGUCUCGCUCACGAAGACCUUCG